UCCGUCAACGGCAAAAGACCGACGAGUCAGACGGUAAUUCAUUUCCAGUUUUUGGGUGCACUUACGCAACGCAGUCGGAUUAAAAGUUUUAACAGCUGUUCAAACUGGAUCACCAUCAACUGAUCAACUCUGGCAGUGUGUGGAAAUAUGGAUAUCUUUGACUGAUUUGAAAAUUUUUAUCUGAUUAGCUAAAUUUAUCUUUACUACAGCUCGAAUACAACUGACACAAGCAUUAUACUGUAAGAAGCGGUAAGAAGAUUAUCAGCUGAUUAGUCAAAUUCAAGGUUUCCAUUGAGGCUGUUCAAUUGAAAUCUAUCAACUCUACGUGCACGUACAAACGCAAAUGGAUUCAAAGAAGAAUUAACUUCCAAACAAUUAUUUGGCCAUUCGUAUUUGGUGUAAUUAAUUUGGAAAGUUUUGAGAAAAAACAAGGACAUGAAUUGCUAGCCUCCGCCUACCACACGUGUCGUAAAGUGGAUGCUAACCUAUCAACCAUUCAUAAGACCCGGCAAACGAACCGAUUGACACAGCAGUUCUUCAGUUCACCUACUUUGGCACAGACAUCCAACAGAAUUGUCAUCCAGCAAAGCCAUGGCUGCAUUCGCCCCGAUGCCUUAUAGUUCCCCUAUGCCUUACAGCCAACCGUUGCCUUAUGCCGCCCCACCACCAUCGCCUUACGCUGCCCAAUCCACGUACGGAGAUUCUCAAUCCGCUCCGAUCCCGUUGGCUCCGUUGGUGGUACCGGGCGCUCUUGAAGAUCCUUCCGCCCUAGGAGGAGGUGGCGGAGGGGGUGGCAUGAAGACCACGUUCCUCGCGUUGCCUGGCUUGUUCCCCAUUUUGCUUCCAAUUGUGGCUGUCGUCGCCGCUGUUGUGGCUGCGGUCGUCGCCGCAGUGGUAGCUGCUGUUGUUUCAAAAAUUGGCGGCAGAGAUGUCGGCGAAAAGGGACAAAAUGAAUAUGAUGAGACGACUCCUUACUACGAUGAAAACAGCUAUGGGAAUGACUAUCAAGAUGAGAAUAACUACAACAACAAACCAAAUAAAGGCAACCAGAAUCGCUACCGUCGUCUAGCGGAGAAGAGCAAGAACAUUCCGGCUGCUUCCUCCGCUCUUCCAUCGAUGAGCAUCGGCCAAGUCGAGCGGUUGACCCAGGUCGUCUACGCCGCGUUGAACUCACAGGAAUGCAUCCAGCGACUCCUCUGUGAAAUCGGAUCCUUGUCCCGCUCCUUCUCCGACUCAACUCGAACGGUAACCAAAGCUGUGGAGGAAUACGUUCCAGAGAAGCUCAAAGAUUCUUACAACGUCUUCGCUAAAGCAGAAAAUUGCGACCAGUAUAAAUGUGGAUCCCUCAAAGUCAAGAACUAAAUGCACAUUUAUUUGCUUUUGCAUUUUUUUUAUAUUUAACUCUUUCUUACUCAAAUUUUGACGAGACUUGAUAAAUAAUUUAUAAUGAUUGACACUGUUUUACGAAAAAGGUAAAAUGCUGAUGUGCUGUACAACGACGACUCCUGUAUCUCUUAUUUUUCUUAAAUACAUCUUUCGUGACGAAAAUGCUUUGCACCGUUUUUUUGUUCAAGGUGGUGCGGAUGUGGCGACAGGUUCGACUUGGUCAUAAAAUUGUCUAGCUGUACGCUAGUGUAAGUGUUUAAAGUUAAACUAUUUUAGAAUUCGAUUGUUUACCCACAGAAAAAGUUGUGAGGUAGAAAACAAAACA
Molecule: messenger RNA, 1711 nt
Organism: Daphnia pulicaria
Lineage: Eukaryota; Metazoa; Arthropoda; Branchiopoda; Diplostraca; Daphniidae
Exons: 2
Coding region: 592-1362 (256 amino acids)
Source: RefSeq, a predicted model, not a curated record